ACCACUAAUUGAUUUCCCCCCAACCCCGAAAGGCCUUCUCCCUCUCUAAUUUUUCUCGCCUUUGUUCGACUCUUAACCCUAACCCCUCAUCUUCCCGGUAAAAUUUUUCGUUCUCUUUGACGGAAAAUUAAUCGAGGAAAAAGAGAAUGCAACAUCAGAGAUUGAAGCAGCAACAGCAACAAGCUUUGAUGCAGCAAGCUUUGCUUCAGCAACAGUCUCUUUACCACCCUGGUCUAUUAGCUCCCCCUCAGCUUGAACCUGUUCCAAGUGGAAAUUUGCCGCCUGGUUUUGAUCCAAGUACUUGUCGUAGCGUGUAUGUGGGGAAUAUACAUUCACAGGUAACAGAACCACUUCUUCAAGAGGUUUUUGGGAGUACAGGCCCUGUUGAAAGCUGCAAGCUUGUCAGAAAGGAGAAGUCAUCCUAUGGAUUUAUUCACUAUUUUGAUCGCAGAUCGGCUGCUAUGGCUAUUUUCUCACUUAAUGGGAGGCAUUUGUUUGGGCAGCCUAUCAAAGUAAAUUGGGCUUAUGCUAGUGGUCAGAGGGAGGAUACAUCAGGUCAUUUUAACAUUUUUGUGGGUGAUCUGAGUCCUGAAGUUACUGAUGCUACAUUGUUUGCAUGCUUCUCUGUUUACCAAAGCUGUUCUGAUGCUAGAGUUAUGUGGGAUCAGAAGACUGGGCGUUCCCGGGGAUUUGGGUUUGUCUCUUUUCGCACUCAACAGGAUGCUCAAAGUGCAAUCAAUGACCUGACCGGUAAGUGGCUUGGAAAUAGACAGAUUCGUUGCAACUGGGCAACAAAAGGUGCUGGAACCAAUGAAGACAAGCAGAGCUCAGAUGUUAAAAGCAUUGCAGAACUUACAAAUGGGUCAUCUGAAGAUGGUAAAGAGACUGUAAAUAGUGAUGCCCCAGAGAACAAUCCUCAAUACACUACUGUUUACGUUGGCAAUCUUGCUCCAGAGGUCACCCAGGUUGAUCUUCAUCGCCACUUCCAUGCUCUUGGGGCUGGUGUGAUUGAGGAGGUUCGCAUCCAGCGUGAUAAAGGGUUUGGAUUUGUUAGAUACAGUACUCAUUCCGAGGCAGCUUUGGCUAUUCAGAUGGGAAAUACGCAGUCAUUUCUUUGUGGCAAACAAAUCAAGUGCUGUUGGGGAAGCAAGCCGACUCCACCCGGUACCAUCUCCAACCCACUUCCUCCCCCUGCAGCAGCACCUAUCCCAGGACUCUUGGCGACCGACCUUUUAGCUUACGAGCGGCAACUGGCAAUGAGCAAAAUGGGCGGUGUGCAUGCCCUUAUGCACCCUCAAAUACCACACCCUCUAAAGCAGGCAGCAAUGGGGAUGGGUGCUGCGGGCUCAAGUCAGGCUAUAUAUGAUGGUGGUUUCCAGAAUGUGGCCGCAGCCCAGCAGCAGCUGAUGUAUUACCAGUAAGGCAGAGAGAGAUGUAUACAAAAUGGAGUGGUUCGUUUGUUUGAGAGAUCUCACCUUUUUUUUUUUUUUUUUCAUUUUCCUGUGGAGAGUUUUCUGAGCCUUAGUAUGAUCUUUUUUAUUUUUAUUUUGCUUUUCCACAGCCUGAGAGCUGUGUGUUUUAUGGAAUGCCAUUUGUGUACCGAGUAUCUGAAUUUAUAGUAGGGGAUAUAUGAGGAUUCCUGGUGUCUAUGAGAGAAUGCUGUGAUGUUAUUUAGGAGUCUAUGGUUGGGUACUGUUUGGUAUUUUAGUUUUUUCUUUUUUC
Messenger RNA from Momordica charantia (bitter melon), 1722 nucleotides. Its product is annotated as oligouridylate-binding protein 1B. Gene Ontology annotation, molecular function: mRNA binding. NCBI's taxonomy places the organism in Eukaryota, Viridiplantae, Streptophyta, Magnoliopsida, Cucurbitales, Cucurbitaceae. Gene Ontology annotation, cellular component: cytosol. The record is from RefSeq and is a predicted model, not a curated record.